Paramormyrops kingsleyae is the source of this 5409-nucleotide messenger RNA. RefSeq names its product chondroitin sulfate N-acetylgalactosaminyltransferase 1a (gene csgalnact1a). The record is from RefSeq and is a predicted model, not a curated record. Gene Ontology annotation, cellular component: Golgi cisterna membrane. NCBI's taxonomy places the organism in Eukaryota, Metazoa, Chordata, Actinopteri, Osteoglossiformes, Mormyridae. Gene Ontology annotation, molecular function: glucuronosyl-N-acetylgalactosaminyl-proteoglycan 4-beta-N-acetylgalactosaminyltransferase activity.
GAUAAAGAUCUGCGCAUCAGCACUACUCAUGCGAGACUGAUAACUUGGUGUUCAUUUACUUUCAAAUUAUUAGUAAGGGACAGUCUAUCGGAAUUUAAUUCAGAAGUGACUACACUAAUGUAAAUAAAUGAUGAUAAAAUGAAUGUACCUAUGAAUGACAUUAGUCACCAUGAUUAUAAAUUCAAUGUAGCCUUUAAACUACGACUUGCGCGAUUCAAAAACGCAUAUGAACAGGGUAGCAAUAUAAUAGAUAAACUUGGGAUUUUAGUGAAAGGCAGCCUAUAUUUCUUAAGUAAACAGAAGCGAAGAGAAGGUUGUUUCAGGUAACAACAUAGCUGUUAUAUUAGUGGGGGGAGGGAGGAGCCAGGGACUCGCAGGCUGAGACGCGGGAUAGAGUUACACCGGGCAGCGCAAGGAAGGAUCGGCAGCAGCGCUCGCUUUCUUUCACGGAGUCCGGAAAAACUCAGGGAGGCGAAUGACAAAUAGAGAGUGGGGAUCUCUCCUGGGGCAGGGCACGGCACCCCACAGCCACGCUUCUUUCGGGGGGGGACAUCGCUAAUGCGCGGAAGACUGCUGCACGGGGUCAAGGCGAAAAGACGCAGGCUUUCUCUCCGCCUGCCCUCAGGAGUGCGCACCAGCGGCCGGCCGUAGACUCUGUUCAAGACGCAAGCAAUGAUGCCAUCUGCGAAAGGACCAUUCCCAUUCAAAUAUCAGUUUAAAUUCACAAAGUGCCAUGCACCAUUUACUGAAUGCACCGGAGACUGCAGACAAAUGUUAAUUAUUUAUUAAGAAACAGUCAAUUCUUGAGCACUCCAGCUUAACAUAGGAAUCUCAUAAAGUUGUUAUUAAUAAAGUCAAAGAGCCAUAUUUAUAUUUUUUCAGUCUGUAUAAAUAUAUACAGCAAUGAAGAUCAUUCACUGGAAAAUACUACUAAAGCAGCAUUUGUUUGAGUAUUUAUUUUAAUUGUAGUGCUGGCGGUGCAGUGAAAAUAGUGCGCUGAUAUUGCCAAUUUUCAGUUGGGGUCACAUGAGUUCUUUAGUGGUCAGAAUAGCCACUUCCUGAGAGUGUGUCCCCUUUGGUGUGUCAGGCCUUAUUAAAAACGAGCCGAAAUAUCGAGCAGUUCGGCUGAACGAACUUCCUGCCCUGCCGAAGCCUGGCAAGCCCUUCGCUGCCGCUGGCUCAGAUGAUGGACGGAUGUUUUCGGUAACCUGACAGGAAGUGACUGACAGAUCCAAGGACUGUGACUGGAGAACUAUCACUGAGUCAGGAGGGAACCCUAAACAGCUGGGAUCACUAAGGACGGUGUGGAGUGCGGCUCCUCCCCCCCGUCAGAAUGGGGAGAGGGAGGGAGAGAACGUUUCAUCAGAAGUGUAACGGAGCCAGUAGUGACAGCCAGAAAUAAAUACUGUAAAGCCUCAUUACACGGCCCUGGAGAAUUCUGAAUAAACAGAAUCCAUACUGUUUAGCCGAAACACACAUUGAUGAUUUACUGACCAUGAUUUUACUGUAUUUAGCGUGACUUAAUGGGGGCCUGAGACAAUAUUUUAAUCUUUUUUUAAUUUUCAGAUAAACCUUCCUUAGAAAUAUAUUUAUUUUGCAUUUUGUGAUUAGCUGGAAUCAGUGCCUGGCUGUAGAUGUAAGCAGGACCUGCUUCAGCCUCAUCGCUGCCAUGCGGAAUCCUCCUCCACUCCCAGCAGCAUGUGUGCAGUGGCCCUGAUGUAGCAGUCGUGCACCAUGUUGAGGAGGGGACUUGUCACCUGGGUGUCCCGCCUGGCCCUGGCGCUGGUGGUGGUGUGCUGCUGCCUGUCCCUGCUCUACACGCUAGCCUGCAGCCCGUGGUCCGACGAGGCCCAGGUGCUGCUGCCCCGGGCCAAUGGCCCUACAGGCAAGGAGGGCUUUCAGGCGCUGCUGCAGGAGCGAGAAGAGCAGCACCGCCACUACGUGAACAGCCUGAAGAAGCAGAUCUCCCAGCUGAAGGAGGCCCUACAGGAGCGUAGCGAGCAGCUUAGAAGCAUGCAGGACUCGCGUGAGCGUGCAGCUGGGGUGUCCCCGGUGGACCUCCUGGACGGCACGUCAGAGUGGAGCCACGCCGACCUCCAGGAGUUCUUCCGGAGCCAGCUGAACCGGGCCGAGGUCCACCAGGGCACCAAGCUGCCCAGCGAGUACGCCGUGGUGCCCUUCGAGAGCUUCACCCUGCAGAAGGUCUACCAGCUGGAGAUGGGCCUCACCCGGCACCCGGAGGAGAAGCCUGUCCGCAAGGACCGCCGUGACGAGCUCAGCGAGACCAUAGAGAUGGCUCUGCAGGUCCUGAACUCUCCGAGGGAGGGCAGCAACCUCCUGCCACACAAGGCCUACUCAACGGCAGACUUCGUGGAAGGGAUCUCCCGGACCGAGAAGGACAAGGGCACGCUGUAUGAGCUCACCUUCAGGCGUGACCAGAGCCACGAGUUCAGAAGGCUGCUGUUCUUCCGGCCGUUCGGUCCGCUGAUGAAAGUGAAAAAUGAGAAGGUGGACACGGCCUACACACUUAUCAAUAUCAUCGUGCCCCUGGCCAAGCGGGCAGACAAGUUCCGGCAGUUCAUGCACAACUUCAGGGAGGUGUGCAUUCGUCGGGAUGGAAGGGUCCACCUCACCGUGGUGUACUUCGGCAAGGAUCAAGUCAGCGAGGUGAAGGGAAUCCUGGAAAACACAUCCAAGGAGAUCAAUUUCAGGAACUUCACGCUGAUCCAGCUGAAUGAGGAGUUUUCUCGAGGACGCGGCCUGGAUGUUGGUGCUCGGGCAUGGAAGGGGAAUAACAUCCUCCUGUUCUUCUGUGAUGUGGACAUUUAUUUCACAUCAGACUUCCUCAAUUCCUGUAGGCUGAAUGCACAGCCCGGGAAAAAGGUUUUCUAUCCAAUUCUAUUCAGCCAGUACAAUCCAGGACUCAUUUAUGGGCAUCAUGAUAAUGUUCCACCUAUAGAACAACAGCUGGUAAUAAAAAAGGACACCGGAUUCUGGAGAGAUUUCGGGUUCGGGAUGACUUGCCAGUACAGGUCAGAUUUCAUCAAUAUAGGUGGUUUUGACGUGGAUAUCAAGGGCUGGGGUGGCGAGGACGUGCACCUGUACAGGAAGUACCUGCACAGCAACCUGCUGGUGGUGCGCGCCCCCUCACGCAGCCUCUUCCACCUGUGGCACGAGAAGCGCUGCGAAGACGAGCUGCCGCCAGAGCAGUACAAGAUGUGCAUGCAGUCGAAGGCCAUGAACGAGGCCUCCCACAGCCAGCUGGGAAUGCUCUUCUUCCGCCACGAGAUCGAGGCUCACCUGCGCAAGCAGAAGCACAGAGCUGCCGGCAAGAAGGCGUGACAGGAUCAGGGGGCACAGAAGCCAAGGAGCGGGAGAAGAGGGCAGGUGAAACAGGGGAGCAGGCAGAGAUUCUCAUUUUUUAAUUCCAUUUGAAACACAGCCUUUGUUCUCGCCAUGGAUCUUUCAAUUAUGAGACUGCAGCUUUAUUACAUUUUAGAAGAUGCCUGAUGGCUGACUAGACAGAUGGCCGAAGAUAAUAACUUCCUAUGCUGAUAUGAAGCCUCGGAGUUAAAGCCGUUAUUUUACGUUGACUUUCAAGGCACAAAUUAUCAGGGAUCCCAAUCAUCUCUCUUCCAUUCAUUAUUUUUUGCUAGUUUGUCCUAUUUAUUGAUAAUUGCAUACAAUUUAUAUUCCCUUCACAGUGGAGGGUGUUACAUAUGCAGUUUGCCAAGAAGCAAUUAGCACAACAAACCGCGUCAUUUUUUUUUUUACCAAAAUGCCAUUAUGAACUGAGGGAUAUCUCACUGGGAUCAUUUUUCUUUGUUCUCGUCUUUUUGGCUCUUUCAGAUAUAUGCUUUUUAUGUUAAACACCACAGGAAGAUCCUAAUAUUCUUUUUUGUUAAAUUUUGACAAGCAUCCAUCAAAAGAAAUGUCAACAUCCUAUACGUAUCUUCCAGAAAAACGGUGGAUGUACUGACUGAUUAUCCCUGGUAAAGUCAUUUGAGCUGUUCCUGAGACUUUUGGUACAGUGUCAUUGCCAGAUGUCCUGGACUUCCUGUCAGAACGUCACCUUGGGCCCCCGGCCAAAUUUACUUACAGUUUUACAUAUUCCAGGGCCCCUGUAAAAUGCUGGGCCCCAAUCUGCCAGGAUAUCCGUGCCCAUCCGUGCCCAUCCGACGCCCUGCUUUGGCAUGACUGCAGCGUGCUGCUUACUCAAACACACAAUGUCCGCAGCAAUCGCAUUGGAUGAAAGUGGCUUUUUGGAACGUUCCAUAGGUAUGACUGCCUUAAGACAUAAAUCCUUAAGGACAGUAUUUUUCUAUGUUUUCUACAAACUUUUUUGUAUUGCAAAUGUUCUUUACACCUUUGUGUAUUUUCAUGAUGAAUGUACAAAAAAAUCAAGCAAUGAUGAACUUAUUUUAGUUGGAAAGUUGCUCUGAGCCGUGUCCUUGACAUGUUUUUUCCUUAAUAAUUUUGCAGUAAUUAACUGCAGGCAAGUCCCACUUGAAAGUUUCAGCUUUCAGAAGUGACUGAUGUGAAUAUUAAUGGAUAUUAUGUGUAAGAGGCCAAAAAGAGUCUACAUUUUUCAGACAUAAUAUUUUUUAAGUAAAGAAUAGAUUACGUAUAUAAAUGGCUGGGCAGGAGAAGCUACAGUAUAUUUAUCUCUUUAUUGGAAAAAAACAGACCCUUUUCUUCUUUGAAAAGACAUAUUUGAAAAUCAUAAAUAUACAUGAAAUGACAUAAUCUUAGCAAGUCUGUUCACAUUACAUUUGUGUUCACUUGCAGUUCAUUUUGAGUAGGAGUCUUUAAUGUUUCAUGUGUCAGGUUUGUUAUUUAUUUGCUGUUUUUGGCUGCCCGCUUGUAUGAGCUGUAUUGUUUUUAGUUUGAAAUGCCAUUUGAGUAAUGGAUAGGAAUUGGUCGCGAUUUGCUGUUCCAUUCCUUACUGCUGUGAAGUCAACUGUCACAAAUAAGUGCACUUUGCGUGUUUCAUAAGAUAAUUAUAGACCGUUUCUAAUGCUGAUGAACAUGACAUUUCCAAAAUCUUGGAUGCACCAGUUGUGACAUUUAUCCCUAUAUUUUUUUUCAGAUUUGCAGUUUUAUUUUUAUUUAUUUUGAUUAUAUUAACUAAAAUGAGUACAAUAUUAAGCUUACAAAUCACAAUAACCUGACAUUUUUUUAUUAUUAAAUAUAUAUUAAAGUAAUGUGCUGAAAUAUGACCAUUUACUGUUGUUUUUAUAUUUCGGAAGUAUGUUUUUGCGAUUGGUCACUCAAAUUUCUUAAUUCAUAAUAUAAGAAAUUACAUGUACAAUUAAACUAUAAAGCAAUUAGAAAUAAGUUAAAUUAAAACUAUGAGUGCUCAAGAUGGCUGUUGAAAAUAAAAUGAAAGGGAAAUUGUUUUGAAUUGAA